AUGACACCGCCUACCUCAUAUCAUAAAAAAGCAAAGCAAAGUUGUCCAGAGUCAAGAUCAAAUAUUUAUUCACGAAUUACCUUUUACUGGAUGACUCCACUUAUGAAACUUGGCCAUGAAAAAUAUUUAACAAUGGAUGAUUUAUGGAACUUGAAUUACGAUGAUCAAUCCCAUAGAAUAUCUCAAAAAUUUGAGCAAAUUUGGAAAAAAGAAUUAACCAAAAAAAAUCCGUCUUUGUUAAAGGCUUGUGCAAUAACUUUUGGUGGCCCAUUUGCUUUUGCAGCGAUAUUUAAAGCAAUACAGGAUUGCUUGAACUUCGUGCAACCUUUACUUUUAAGAGAAUUGAUAAUUUUUGUCAAAAGUUAUGAUACAAAUGAUCCAUUACCUCCAUAUAGAGGUUAUUGUAUUGCAGCUUUACUUCAGACUGUGUUUUUACAUCAAUAUUUUCAAUUAUGUUUUACAACUGGAAUGAGGGUCAGAGCUGGUCUGAUAUCUGCAAUUUAUCAAAAAUCACUUAAUCUUUCAAACAGCGCUCGUCAAAAAUCUACAGUUGGAGAAAUUGUAAACCAUAUGAGUGUGGACGCACAAAGAUUUAUGGAUCUAUGCACAUACCUACACAUAAUUUGGUCAGGUCCUUUACAAAUAUUCUUGGCCUUAUACCUCUUAUAUGAAACAAUGGGUGCUAGUAUUUUUGCCGGUGUUGGUGUUAUGUUAAUGAUGUUGCCUGUUAAUGCAUUUCUUGCUGGAAAAAUGAGAACUCUACAAAAGAAACAAAUGGUUAAUAAAGAUGAAAGAAUCAGAUUAAUGAAUGAAAUACUUAAUGGAAUCAAAGUUAUUAAACUUUAUGCUUGGGAAUCCGCUUUUUUGAAAAAGAUCUUUCAUGUUAGAAAUGAUUUGGAGUUAGAAACUUUGAAAAAAUUGGGAUAUCUUAGCUCUUUACAAGUUUUUACAUGGUCAUCUACACCUUUCCUUGUUUCAUUUGCGGCAUUUGCUGUUUAUGCAUUUGUCUCAAAUCAACCAUUAACUUAUGAGGUUGUGUUUGUCGCUUUGACGUUAUUCAAUUUACUUCAAUUUCCUCUUUCCGUUUUCCCGAGCGUAAUUUCUUCUACUGUGGAGGCGUCUGUUGCUUUAAACCGCAUGGAAAAUUUUUUGAAGGCUGAUGAACUUGAUCCUAAAGCUGUAAUUCGUACCAAGCAAUUUGAUGCUUCGUCCGGCAAUAGAGUUGAAAUGGUUUCGGUAAAAAAUGGCAUUUUCAGUUGGUCAAAAGUAUUGGACCCUGUUUUAGAAAAUAUUGAUCUCAGUGUUAAAAUUGGAGAAUUGUGCGCUAUUGUUGGAAGAGUUGGCUCUGGAAAAACUUCACUAUUAUCUGCCUUGUUAGGUGAAACAGAAAAAGUAAAUGGAGAAGUAGUAGUGAGAGGAAGUGUAGCAUAUGUUCCACAAUCAGCAUGGAUUAUGAACGCAACACUUAGAGAUAAUAUCACAUUUGGUUAUAAGUAUGAGCCUGAUUUUUAUGAUGAGGUUAUUGAAUCUUGUAGUUUAAAAUCAGACAUCGCAAUUCUUCCCGGUGGUGAUUUAACUGAAAUUGGUGAACGAGGUAUUAAUCUUUCAGGUGGACAAAAGGCAAGAGUUGCUUUAGCUCGUGCAGUUUAUUCUCGUGCUGAUAUAUAUUUAUUAGAUGAUACGCUAUCAGCUGUUGAUGCACAUGUUGGCAAGCAUAUAUUUGAAAAGGUCAUAGGCUCCAAUGGUUUAUUAAGGAAAAAAACACGAAUUUUUGUUACUCACGGAAUACAUUAUCUUUCUCAAACCGAUUUUAUUGUGAUGUUACGUGAGGGAAAGAUUACCGAACAAGGAAAUUUUGAGUCUUUAAUGAAACAAAAAUUGGAAUUAUAUAAUUUGAUUAGCGAAUUUGGUCAAGAAGAAAUUGUCGAAGAAGAAGAAGUAUCAAGUCCUAGCACCAUAGAGACUCAUGAAAUUGGUAAACAAAGUCACGUUCAAAAACUGGAAGAAACCAGUCAAAGUCCCAAUGAAAGAAGAGUCAGCGUUGCAAGCAUUCACCGUCGACCAUCUCUUAUUACUGUUAGAAACAAAAAACAAGAUUUAGAAACCAAUAAAGAUGCCAUUAUUGUCAAAGAAGAAGCUGCUAAAGGAAGUGUCCAGUGGUCGGUUUAUAAAGCAUAUGCUGAAUCUUGCUCGACUCCUGCUGUAGUUUUCUAUAUUACUAUGUUGAUUAUUGCUCAAGGCGCUCAAAUCGGAACCAAUGUAUUUUUAAAAUAUUGGAGUUCUCAAAAUGACAAUGACAAUGUAUUAAUAUAUCUGGGAUUUUAUGGUAUGAUUGGGCUAUUGUAUUCUGUCUUGACAAUCAUUCAAACCAUUAUACUUUUGGUAUUUUGCACUAUUCGAGCUGCACGAAAGUUACAUGAAGAUAUGUUGAAUAGUGUUGUUAGGUCUCCAACAUCAUUUUUUGAUACAACUCCAUUAGGACGUAUUUUGAAUAGAUUUAGCAAAGAUCAGUACACUAUAGAUGAAGUUUUGCCAAGAACAUUUGCGGGAUAUUUUAGAACAAUAUUUUAUGUAUUGGCAACUAUUUUAGUUAUUGCAUUCUCUACACCAUUGUUUAUUAUUGUUAUUAUUCCAAUGAUAUUUGUAUAUCGGUAUAUCCAAGUUUACUAUUUAUCUACAUCAAGAGAAUUAAAAAGAUUAGAUUCAGUAACAAGAUCUCCCAUUUACGCACAUUUUCAAGAAACAUUAGGCGGCGUAACUACUAUAAGAGCUUAUCAGCAAACUGAUAGAUUUAUUGAAGAAAAUGAAAGUAGACUAGAUGAAAAUCAAAAGGCCUAUUUUCCAUCUAUAUCAUGUAAUAGAUGGUUGGCUGUUAGAUUAGAAUUUUUGGGUUCAUUGAUAAUAUUUUCCGCAUCAAUUUUAGCUGUUGUCACUUUAUUAACUACAGGAAAUCUUGAUGCAGGUCUUGUUGGAUUGUCUGUAACUUAUGCCCUUAGUGUUACUCAAGCUUUAAAUUGGGCAGUUAGACAAUUUUGUGAGAUUGAGACCAAUAUAGUAUCCGUUGAAAGAGUUAAAGAGUAUAUUGAAUUACCAAGUGAAGCACCUCUUAUUAUUCACGAUAAUAGACCCGCACCAACUUGGCCUCACAGUGGAUUAAUUGAAUAUAAUGAUUACUCGACUCGUUAUCGCGAAGGACUUGAACUAGUGUUAAAAGGAGUUACAUUUAAAAUACAACCCAAAGAAAAAAUUGGCAUAGUUGGCAGAACAGGCGCAGGGAAAUCAAGUUUAACAUUAAGUUUGUUUAGAUUGAUAGAAGCUGUUGAUGGUGAAAUUAUAGUGGAUGGUGUUAACAUAUCAAAAAUUGGAUUAUAUGACUUACGUUCACGUCUUACGAUCAUUCCACAAGAUCCUAUUCUUUUUGAAGGUACCGUUGCUUUUAAUCUUGAUCCAUUUGACGCACACGAUGACGUUGAGAUUUGGCAAGUGCUUCAAAGUGCACAUUUAAAAGAUUAUAUUUUGAAGUUGGAGAAUAAGUUACAUGCCAAAGUUUUAGAAGGUGGCAAUAACUUUAGUCAAGGGCAAAGACAACUGUUAUGUUUAGCAAGAGCUUUGUUGAGGAGGUCGCCUGUUAUUGUGUUGGAUGAAGCCACUGCAAGUGUUGACGUAGAAACUGAUUACAAUAUACAAAACACUAUUCGUAGUGAAUUUAACUGGGCAACUUUAUUAUGUAUUGCUCAUAGACUAAGAACAAUUAUUGAUUACGAUAAGGUUUUGGUACUCGAACAAGGAAAAGUUGCAGAAUUUGACACGCCUUAUAAUUUAUUACAAAAACAAGACAGUUUAUUUAGGAAACUUUGCGAGGAAAGCAAUGAACUUGGUUAUUUGCUUGAAGCCGCAACUAAAAAGAUUGAUGUGUGA
Molecule: messenger RNA, 3918 nt
Organism: Entrophospora candida
Lineage: Eukaryota; Fungi; Glomeromycota; Glomeromycetes; Entrophosporales; Entrophosporaceae
Source: the annotation of a GenBank genome assembly